AUGGCAGACAAGGUAGGCCGCAACCCCCACCCAGACUUCAAGAAAGUCGAGGCCUCCCGCGAGGAAUGGGACACCUCCGCCUCCUUCCGCUACACCAAGACCGCAAACCCGGACUGGAAGUUUGGCGACGGCGCCAACCGGCUCUAUGACUCGGACGCCAAAUCCAAGAAGCACAUCGCCAUCGACCCCUACACCCCCGGCAGGCCCUGGGGCUCCAACUACAAGCUCCUCAUCUCGGGCGUGACCCCCCGCCCAAUCGCCUUCCUCAGCACCCGCAGCGCAGAUGGCAGCGCCAACCUCGCCCCCUUCAGCUUCUUCAACGUCGUGAGCGAGGACCCGCCCCUGCUCGCCGUCGGCUUCGCCCGCCCGGGGCCGGACAGGGACGCCAAGGACAGCCUGCGCAACCUGCGCGAGACGGGGGAGUGCGUCGUCAACAUCAUCUCGGAGCACUUCGUCGAGGCGGCCAACGCCGCGAGCGUCGACGCCCCGCACGGCGUGUCCGAGUGGGCGCUGUCCGGGCUGACCCCCGCGGAGGACUGCGAGACGGUCAAGUGCGCGCGGGUCAAGGAGGCCGUGUUCAGCAUCGAGGCCAAGCUCGACUACGUGAAGGAGUAUGAUAGCCGGGUGGUCGAGGGCCGCAAGGGCGGCACCAUUGCCAUCCUCGAGGUUACGCGGUUCUGGGUCCGGGAGGAUGCGCUGAACGAGGACCAGAAUCUGAUUGAUAUUUCUGUUCUAAAACCGAUGAGUCGCUUGGGUGGCAUCACUUAUGGGAGAACAACGCAGGGGAUUGAGCUUCUCAGGCCAGGCUUUGAAAAGGAUGUCGGUGGUCGAGAGGGUGCUGAGAAGAUCAUCAAUGAUACCAAGGUAUAG
This is a messenger RNA of Clonostachys rhizophaga, 870 nucleotides long. NCBI's taxonomy places the organism in Eukaryota, Fungi, Ascomycota, Sordariomycetes, Hypocreales, Bionectriaceae. The record is from the annotation of a GenBank genome assembly.